Colletotrichum aenigma is the source of this 2112-nucleotide messenger RNA. RefSeq lists its product as uncharacterized. The record is from RefSeq and is a predicted model, not a curated record. The transcript is spliced from 5 exons. NCBI's taxonomy places the organism in Eukaryota, Fungi, Ascomycota, Sordariomycetes, Glomerellales, Glomerellaceae. The coding region runs from base 1 to 2112 and encodes 703 amino acids.
AUGGGCAGCGUUCCUUGGGGAGGUUCAGCAUGGGCUGAGCUUGACGUUACACGAAACUGCACCGCGUUCGGCGCCUACGCUGCUUGGGUCACGACAGACGACAACGAGCCGCCGUUUCCCACUGUCGCGAGCUUCUGGCGUGCUGUUGUUCCCGAGGUCAAUUCAACGCAGCCAACCAAUGCGCAAAUCAUCGAUUGGCAUGAGUGGGUUCGCUCGAACAGGACCACUCUGGCCCGUCAGGUGGCAGAUAUCUCGUCAUGUCGGCUGGAGUUGUGCCAGGCCAUUGGCUCCGAGAUUGACGGCGGCCUCGCUGGAUUUGGGCUUCUCGCCUCCUACUGUCUCGAAACAGUAUUGUUGACCAUCUACUGCACAUUUGCCCUACUGCGGUAUUUCAACAACAGGAAACAGAGCGCCAGCUCGCCCAACGCAGCCCAGGAAUCAUCUGAAGCUGUCAAGUCUAGCGUCGUCAGUCGCGCUAAUGAGGCUUUGAGAGGUACAACAUACGACCUCUUUACCGCCGCCGCAUUCCUCUCCCUCGGAAUCCAGGCUACUGUAAUCUAUAGCCAAGUCUCUCCAAUUCCCUAUCGCUAUAACUCCUCUUUGCAGCUCAUCGUGUCGGCCUUUUCUUUCUAUCCUUUGGCAACGAUGCUUCCGCUCAUCCUCAACUCUGUUCGCCGGAGUUGGCUCAAGGGGGCCGUCCUCGUCGGGUUGUUCAUCAUCCACACCGCAGCUUGGGUGCUGUGCACAAAUAACGCCCAAGUCGACUAUUACCACAACUCCAACGUCAUCGGUCUUUGCGCCCAAAACCAUCCAUCACAGGCUGUUGUAUCAGCGGCCAUGUUCACCAUGGCAGCCAUGGUUUGGAUGCCCCCGCUCUUUGGGCUGUGCCUUGGCGUCGUCCUAUGCUUCUACAGAUGUAAUAAUCGUAAGAUUUGGCAGGCAAAAUGGCUCAAAAAAGUUGCUAAGGGGGCUAUGAUUAUGUACGCGUCCUUCAACUUCAUUUGUAUGUGGGGCGCUUGGAUCAUUCUCGUCGUGUUCUUCAGCGGCGCGUCAUGGAAGUCAGAGGAUGCUUGGAGCUUAGGACAAGCACUGGCUCUCACGCCAUGGAUUCCAGUGCUGGUCGAACUCAUGUCCAUCUUGUUUCUUGGCACCGAGGUUGGCUUCGUUGGUCGUUUACCCCUGGAGUUCAAGGUCAUCCGCAUCGAAUUCACGUACCAAUACGAGCAGUCAUUCGAGUACAUCUUUUGGGUUCAAGCUGAGACACCAAUUGGUGCCUCCGAGACGUUCAAUCAGAUUGCCAUGAGCCUCGCGUCGGCAGCCUCUGGAACGAAUCAAGAGACCCUCACGAAGUUAGGACGGGAGUUUCUGGAGUCAACCAAAGCCCGGUGGCUGAUGAUUCUCGACAACGUGGAUAGGUGGUAUCAUAUCGACUCUUUCGUACCAAUGAAGACUUCUGUAACGAUGGGAAGCAUCCUAAUCACAACCAGACACCAAGGCCUCACGGCGCCUGCUCGUCCUAUUGACCAUUACCGCCAGAACCUUAAGGAGCUUACAGAUAGCGAGGGAAGGGGCCUAUUACUUCACGGUCUUCCACAAGAACUUCAAACGGCAACGCGUUCCAUGAAGGAUCCUGAAUUCAAAGCAGCUGGAGACCUGGCGUCAUUUGCUGGUCUCCCGUUUAUUAUUGUCCUGAUCACGUGCUACAUGAGGGCCAUGAAUUGUCAGCCAUCCGAGUUUUCCAGCUACUGGGAUGCCUGGUGGGUGGACAACAAUCCACAUGCCAGGGCAGAAAACAGAAAGACUUCAAAGGACAAAUUAGAGUCUAUCAUUAAGGUAUCAGUCAACGAUUUGAGCAGCGAUACUAGCAAAGUCCUUCGUAUUAUCUCGUUCCUCGACAGCGAUGGUGUUCAGAAGGAGCUGCUAACACUCGAAAAGAGUCAACAGGGACCCAGCUAUCUACAAACCUGGAGGGUCGUGGCCAUACUCAGGGACUUGUUGCUGAGCACUUCAUCACGGAGCAAAAUCACAACGGCAAGCAGACCUAUAUCGUGCAUAGAUCAGUUCAAGCUCGUAUUCUACGGGAACUACAUCAGAAGUCUCAUCAAGCAAUAG